Molecule: messenger RNA, 5146 nt
Organism: Clupea harengus (Atlantic herring)
Lineage: Eukaryota; Metazoa; Chordata; Actinopteri; Clupeiformes; Clupeidae
Gene: parp8
Product: poly (ADP-ribose) polymerase family, member 8
Molecular function (GO): NAD+ poly-ADP-ribosyltransferase activity
Source: RefSeq, a predicted model, not a curated record
GACAGGUGAGGGAAAUAUUACAGGACUAAUGAGGUAACAAUCACAAAGAUUAUUUCGAAUAGUUAAGAUUCAUAAGAUUCUCGUAUGAGACGAAUGAAGUCCUCGGGUACAACGAGUUGAAUACAGGCUUUCUCAUGAUAUCAGCAGAAGCAGACCUUUGCAGACCUACUGGCAUCCACCGAUCAUUUGUCAUUACAUCGGGCUUUAACCAAUCAAAAUCGGGUUUCCGAGAGACCACUGGGAUGCUGGGCGGAUUCGAAUGAGGAAAAACGCGUUAGUUUACUCCUUUGAUAACGAUUCUAUCACAGUAUCCCGACUCUGAACUGUAAGUGUGGUUCGUACUGGGAACGAUGCUGGUUUCACUUUAAGACUAGCAAAUAGCUCUUGCUGUAGGUUUCGAAAUCGCCAUUGUUGGGUUUAGCAGAGUGAUGAGGAGUGGAGAACGGAGCUUCCGGGGUAAAACAGCUAUCUAUAUGAAAUGUACCGAGGUGAUGAGCUCACGAAUCGUAGAGCUUUUGAUUAGAAUCCAUUGUUGUCGGAGAUGAUAACGUUAGAGUUCAGAAACUGAAACGGAGCUGACACACCUGGGAUUUUUUUUUCUAAAGCUGUUCCAGACAUCCAAGCUCGUACGAAAAGCAAUUUUGGAAUACAUCGUGCCAGCAAGAGGAAAUAUUUGCUGAAAUUAUUAAAAGAAGCCAUUUCAGUGGGUGUUAUUUCAUGGGGAUGUGUUCAAGGCAAGAGAGAAUACAAAAAGACGUCGACAUCGUAAUUCAAAGGUGUAAGGCAGAAAAAGACUGCCUUUUCUCUGAUUUCCGAUACACUGACGCCACGUUCACAUUCACCUAUUCAAAGGGAUCCAAAAGGGUUUCCUACUCUGUGCAUGUCUCAGAUGAUUAUCCAGACAACACAUAUGUGUCCAACUCUGAAAAUGACGAUGAAGUUCUAGUCAUGAGAGAUCCCAUUCCCAUUAUUUUCCACAGAAUCGCAACAGAAAUCAGAUUCAGUAAUGAUGCCACCAGCUGCCUCUCCAGCCGAUCAAAGCUUCAGAUUGACAAAAGCCCGUGCCCCUACGCCAUAGAGGAGGACUCUGAGGGGGACAAUGACUCAGAGGAGUUUUACUAUGGUGGUCAGGUGAGUUAUGAUGGGGAGCUCCACAAACACCCGCAGCUUGAGGCCGACCUGGCAGCGGUGAGGGAGGUGUAUGGACAUCACGCAGUGUCUCUCAGGGAAUAUGGCGCCAUUGACGACGUGGACAUCGACUUACACAUAGAUGUCAGUUUCCUGGACGAGGAAAUUGCUCUGGCCUGGGACGUGAUCAGGAUGGAGCCCGUCAUUGUGCGCCUACACUGCUCUCUGACUCAGUACCUGAACGGACCAGUUCCAACUGUGGACGUCUUUCAAGAGUCAAGGAAAGAACGCUUUGGACUCGGACAUCAAUUAAAAAAGAUCAUGCAGACGUUUGUCACUCAGCAGUGGAAGCACCAGGGCAGAGAGAAGCAGAGCUGCCCCCACGGCAAGAAGCCUAGCGAUAAGAAGGUCAAGUCUCCGCUGCACAUCUUCUCAAACCUCCGCAGACACCGGUCUCCGCUGUCUGUCUCUCCGUCUGUCUCUCCGUCGGUCUGCAGGUCUCCUAGCUACCCACCUCCGGGCUGCGUCAAGAGCAAGAAGAAGCUGAAGCCGGAGCAGGAUGGCGUCUCUAAGUCCCACCGCUUGCUGCGCCGCACCUGCUCGGGCUCCGUCAAGUCCAGCGAGGCUGCCGACGGCUGCACGGGCGGAGGCGGAGGGGGCCGCUCCCACCGCCUGCUUGGGCCCUCGCUGUCCAGCGACCCCCGCCUGGAGCACCCUCAUUCCCAGCCCCACCCACACCCCCACCCGCACCCGACGGCCUCCCUCUCCCUCAAGCCCCACCGGCUGCUCACGCGGCCCUGCUCUGCCUCGGACUGCUCCUCACCUCCCCCGCUGCCUCCGCCGCGACCCCACAAACCGCUGCCACGCUCCUGCUCCGGGGACCCGCACGCCGAGCACAGUCUGGGGGAUAGCCCCGGAGGAGGAGGAGGGGGUGGAGGAGCUGGAGGAGGAGGAGGAGGUAUGAGCAGCGCCCUGAAGCCUCACCGGCUGCUGAGCCGCUCGUGCUCGGGGAGCGUGCGCGUGGCCGAGGAGCUGGACGGCCUGCGGCACCACCACCGGCUGCUUAGCCGCUCCUGCUCCAGCAACACGCGCGUAGGCCGCGGCGACCCCUUCGGCAAGGAUACGGCGGCAGCCGGGGACGGGGGAGGCGGAGGGGGAGUAGGGGGCAGGAGGCUCUCGCUCACCUCGGGCCUCAUUGGAAUUCUGGCACCGUCGCUGGCCACCCCACCUGUGCCUCCUAACAAUGUGGCCAAGUCUAUACCAGUGAGGGAUAAAGGCUUCCUGGUUCAGACAAUGGAGUACGCCCAGCAGCGCAUCCCAGUCCUCAAUGAGUUCUGUGUAGUCUGCGACGAGCCGCACGUCUUCCAGAACGGACCCAUGCUCCGGCCCACCGUGUGUGAGAGAGAGCUCUGCGUGUUUGCCUUCCAAACGUUGGGGGUUAUGAACGAAGCCGCUGAUGAGAUUGCCACUGGAGCCCAGGUUGUGGACUUACUGGUGUCCAUGUGUCGCUCUGCACUGGAGUCCCCAAGGAAAGUUGUGAUUUUUGAGCCAUAUCCGUCAGUGGUGGACCCCGAAGACUUCCAGGCCCUGGCCUUUAACCCGCGGAAAAAAGACUACGAUCGAGUGAUGCGAGCCCUUGACAGCCUUACAUCGAUCAGAGAGAUGACCCAGGCUCCUUACCUGGAGAUCAAGAAGCAAAUGGACAAGCACGACCCGCUAGCACACCCGCUGCUGCAGUGGGUGAUAUCCAGUAACAGGUCACAUAUAGUUAAGCUCCCGGUAACCAGACAACUGAAGUUCAUGCAUACUCCACACCAGUUCCUUCUGCUCAGCAGCCCACCUGCCAAAGAGUCCAACUUCAGAGCUGCCAAAAGCCACUUUGGAAGCACUUUUGCUUUCCAUGGAUCUCACAUAGAGAACUGGCACUCCAUUCUGAGGAAUGGUCUGGUUGUGGCAUCCAACACAAAACUCCAGCUCCAUGGCGCCAUCUACGGGAGUGGAAUUUACCUUAGCCCUUUGUCAAGCAUAUCCUUUGGUUACUCAGGGAUGAAUAAAAAACAACAGAAAGUUACAUCAAAGGAUGAAACUUCCACAGGCAGCAAGACGAACAUCAACUUACAGUCACAGAAGAAGGGACAGCAGCCACAGUUCCUGCAAAGCAGAAACCUAAAGUGCAUAGCCUUAUGUGAAGUCAUCACUUCUCCGGAUCUGCACAAACAUGGUGAUAUCUGGGUGGUUCCAAACACAGACCAUGUCUGUACAAGAUUUUUCUUUGUUUAUGAGGAUGGGCAAGUGGGCGACACGAGCAUCAACACACAGGACGCUGGCAUACACAAGGAGAUCCUGCGAGUCAUUGGCAACCAGACGGCCACUGGGUGAAUGAGAACUGGCCCAACGCAAUACUGCUGCCUUGACCCACCCUCCACCGUCUCAAAGCUGGCCAUUUGAGUAGGGGGGAAGCAACAUAGAAAACAACCACAGCAAAUACACAACAAAGAAAAAUAAUUUAAAAAAUAUUUACACUGUUGAGGACAAGUUACACUAUUUAUACCCCGAGGUCACCACAAAUCUUUCCAAGGUUGUAGCCGAUUCCACUUUACUACGUUUAUAAAUAAUGCAAACACACAAAACUGUUUUCUUGGUGAAAUGGUACGUCUCUCAGUUAAACUGACAGGUGAUUAUCUUUUUCUAAUGAAAAUAACAAUAACAUACCUUAGAACAGAUUUGGGUUUUUUGGAAAUUGACAGUAAUUUGGCCUUUUAGGGAGAAGAGGUAAUCGUGUGAUCCUGCAAGGUCCAACUUUGUUUACUUUGGGUAUACGGAGGGUGUUGAUAUGCACUUUAUUUUUCUUAUUGUAGAUCAUUCGCUCCAACGUCAUGAUCUCGAAAUGCCUUUAUUUUGACGUAAUUGUGAGUAUUUACAAUUGUAAAGUAUUUGGGUUUCUUGUAUUCAGACUGUGGGGAAGCACAGGUGGACUUUGUCCUGAGGCUGAAGUGCUCGGCAUAUGCGCGUGCAUAAGUGCUGCUGCCUCCUUGGUUCAUAGAAACAGCAGGUUCAAAGUACCAGUGGGCGAUCUGAUAAGGAGAGUAAUUCUCCCAGUAGGCUACAAAUAUCAGUCAAAUGAAAAGGUUAAAACAAGAGAAAACAAAGCAAAUAAUGCUGUUUAGGGAUUUAGUGCUGUGAUGUCACUACCUGUUGAACUUGUAAAGAAAUUAUGUUUGAGUUGGCUGAACUUCGUUUAGGCUUGACAAAAAAAUACUGUCUGAGGUAAGUUUAAAGUGUAGGAGAAUCAAAAGAAGACAUUUAAUACAGUUUCGGCUUUGUAGAGACUAUUUAUUUGAAUUGAUGCUUAUAAUUCCAUUUUCUGUACAUGAUUUUAAGGUGGAUAAAGCAGUGCAUUUGUUUAUACGCCAUCAUGCUCUUUACAACUCUCUGAGAUGAGACUUCAACUAUCUCCUAAAUUCAUGAUAAAUGACUUUGGCACAUUCAGCACCACUGCACAAUAUUGACCAUUCACUUAAAAGGUAAUUUUUCAUCAAGCAAACCUAAAGAACAUAAGACCUAACAAUGGAUAAGUUAAGCCAUAGCUACCUUCAACAAAUCUUAAACUGCAGAAUACAAUCUCUUGAUACAAGGAUAAAAAUCAUAAUGUCAGUUUUUUUCCACCUCAGCUGAAAAGAGAGCCUUUAGUUCAGUCUGUGAUUACAUUGUGUUCAGGUGGCAGAUAGGCUAAGACAGGAUCAUUCCUUUACCAACAGAUGUAUAAAACUGUGUUUGAACUUGAGAGAUAAUAACAGAAUGGUCACUAAGUAUUUCCUGUUGUUUAUUUUUUUUAUAACAACACAAGUAUACUUGACACGGCGAUAAGACAUCUGAUGUUCGCCUCCAACUACUUUCAAGUCUUAAGAGCAAACUAAUUUUAUACAAACCUGAUGUGUAAUGUAAAUACUAGGGACCUUGAACUUUUGUGGUUUCAGUUGCUUUAAUAAAUGAGCUUAUAUUGCAAUUGUAAUGUAUU